AUGGGACGUUCGAUUAAGACUGCUGUCACGAGGGACACAUUUGUGUACUACCAUGCAUGUUUGACACAGAUUUUCUUUUAUUACUGUGCCAUAACAUUAGAGUCAUUUUCCCUCACUGUACUUGCCUAUGACAGGUUAAUUGCGAUAUGUUUCCCCCUCAGGCAUAGUUCUAUCAACACCCCCACAAGAAUGUUCUGCAUUUUAGUGAUUGUUUGGUUAGCCGUGUUUAAAAUGAAAAAUAUGGAGAGCCGGUACAAAGCACUUUCAACGUGCACAGAACAUCUUAUUGUUGUGGCGAUUUUCUAUGUGCCAACCAUAACUCUGUACAUCACUGAACUUUUCUUAAUCCACAUUGAUAUGCAGAUCAGAAUGGGUCCAGAGGAAAGGCGGAGGUCCUGA
Conger conger (European conger) is the source of this 399-nucleotide messenger RNA. RefSeq names its product olfactory receptor 1496-like. Gene Ontology annotation, cellular component: membrane. Gene Ontology annotation, molecular function: G protein-coupled receptor activity. The transcript is spliced from 4 exons. Gene Ontology annotation, biological process: G protein-coupled receptor signaling pathway. Bases 1 to 399 code for a protein of 132 amino acids. NCBI's taxonomy places the organism in Eukaryota, Metazoa, Chordata, Actinopteri, Anguilliformes, Congridae. The record is from RefSeq and is a predicted model, not a curated record.